UUGAGGACCCCUGCUCUGAGGAUAGGUGAAACAGCGCCCAGUCCUUGAGCAGUAAUAGCAUUUUGCAGAGGACCAGGCUAUAGCAAGCUCCACUGCCACUGUGCCUUUGGGGCUCCCUUGGGGUUGAUCUCACUCCACCCCCACCUCUUGAUUCCCCCUGAUUCUAAUAACUGUAGGAUUCUUGGCCCAGCUCCCACCCUGGGAGUCAAGCACUCUGCUUUCUUUCCUUUUGGUUUGGAUCAGUUCUGCUACCCCAUCCUGCUUGAAUCUGUUUUCAAUCUGCACUGAUUGCCCCCUUGCUGGCCAGCCCAAGGGCUGGUACCAUAUUCUCCCCACAUCCGUAAAUAAACUUCCUCCCUUACACUGUAAUCUGUGAGGUACUUCCGCUCCUGGGCCAUUCUGGGGCCAAGACCCGCUGCCAGGCUUCCAAGCGCUGGCUUCAGUCAGGGCUUACAGGAGGUGGGGGAUGGGGUGGGCACGAACUGUGUUUGACCAUCAUGUGCAGAGGGCAGCAGAACCCCCCAGUACAGAAACAGGACCUCUGAAUUCCUUGUGCUUAGGAUGAGCUGCCAAGGUGGUGUCCCUCUAUCCGGUCCAAUCCACAUGGCUGUGCCCAUUUGGCAUGUUUCUGAGAAAGUGCCCAUGGUGGGCUUCACUUGUUUAUAUAUGGCAAGGUAGCCUUCGAGAAGAGCUGCCACUUUGUCCUCUUGCUGCUUCUGCCUCACUGUUCUCUGGCCAGGACAGAGAAGGGUGCAGGAUGGGUAGACCAGAGAGGAAAAGGAGCUGGGGACAGAUGGGGCAAAACUUUUUUCCAUGGUGAGAGCCUCACCCUAACUCCUCGGGGAGAGGUUUGGUUGGUUCUGACUGAGGUACUAGGGACAGACAGGAAGACAUUGGUGGCCCCUGCUUGUCAUCCCUUUCCUCACAAACAGUACAGUCUCUGUCCAUCUCUUCACUAUGAACUGCAAAGUUCAGGCAUCCAGAUGCGGCCCUCAUGCCCAGCCCCUUGAGUGCUUUGUGUAUUUGUCAGAGGGACCCACAGUCUCAAGCUCUGGUGGGCAGGUGGCUAUGUGAGGACACAAAUCAGACAGGGAAAGGUGCCAGGACAACCUCCCUUCCUUCUCCAGACUGACCUGAGGUGUUGUUGGCUCUUAUGUGCAGGGCAGGUUUUUUCAGUCUGAGAUGUUCUGUCACAUAAAUGAUAGGCCUUCCUGUCAUGGGACCACUAGGGGAGGACAGGUUACUGUAAGGACAAGAGGUCCUGAGGUCUGUCAGGAUCCUAAAGGUCUGUUCUACCCUCCUGCCCUCAUAGGCCUUGCCUCUCUGCCCCAGUGCCGUGCCUCCCUGGCCUGUGCCCUGCAUACCUGGCAGUCAUAGCCACCUGGCCUGCCCCAGAGAUGGAGACAUUGUCCUUACCUCACCCCUAGUUUCAUCUUUUGCUUCAUGGCCCUGUGCUGCCCUUUCACUGUCUUGAUGUACAGGGCCUUAGCAGUUAGCUGCCCCCACACUGGCUGCCUCUGGUGUCUGGCUGGGUGAAUGAGGGCACUGCGAGGCACUCCCUCCCUGGGGCGUGGCUCCUGCCCAUCAGACUGACAGUAGAAAUCAUAGUCUGGGAGAGAGCUAGAGCCAAGUUCUGCUCAAAUCUAUUUUAGACACUGAGUCCUACUUUCUCUCUAGGCUUCCUCUAGAGCCCACUAGUACCCAGCCAGGCGGGGGUCUCCAAGAAAGAGCACAGCCCAGAGGGUAUAAACAGGCUGGAGGCCAGAGGGGCAGACAGUCCUAAGCGACAGCAGCCUGACGCAGCCACUGAGACACCAUGAGAUCCCUCACCCUCCUCACCCUGCUGGCCCUGGCUAUGCUUUGCCUCACUGGACAGGCAGAUGGGAAGCCCAGCAGCACAGAGUCUGAUAAAGGCACAGCCUUCAUGUCCAAGCAGGAAGGCAGUGAGGUGAUAAGGAGACCCAAGCGCUACCUGCAUCACUGGCUGGGAGCUUCAGUUCCCUACCCGGAUCCUCUGGAGCCCAAGAGAGAAGUAUGUGAGCUCAACCCGGACUGUGAUGAGCUGGCUGACCAUAUUGGCUUCCAGGAGGCCUACCGGCGCUUCUAUGGCACAGCCUAGGCCACCAGCCUGCUGGCCCAGCUAGCAAUUGCAGCUCUGCCUCCUCUCCAGUCUCCAUCCUCUCCCCGUGCCCUGACCUCCCUGCCCUACAAGUGUGGGGUCCCCAUCAUCCCAGCUGCUCCAGAAUAAAACUCCAGAA
Otolemur garnettii (small-eared galago) is the source of this 2258-nucleotide messenger RNA. RefSeq names its product bone gamma-carboxyglutamate protein (gene BGLAP). NCBI's taxonomy places the organism in Eukaryota, Metazoa, Chordata, Mammalia, Primates, Galagidae. Gene Ontology annotation, cellular component: extracellular region. The record is from RefSeq and is a predicted model, not a curated record. Bases 1817 to 2119 code for a protein of 100 amino acids. Gene Ontology annotation, biological process: bone development; regulation of bone mineralization; regulation of cellular response to insulin stimulus. Gene Ontology annotation, molecular function: structural constituent of bone; hydroxyapatite binding; calcium ion binding. The transcript has 5 exons.